Molecule: messenger RNA, 1110 nt
Organism: Sinocyclocheilus grahami
Lineage: Eukaryota; Metazoa; Chordata; Actinopteri; Cypriniformes; Cyprinidae
Product: peflin
Exons: 4
Coding region: 1-546 (181 amino acids)
Biological process (GO): COPII vesicle coat assembly
Molecular function (GO): calcium ion binding
Source: RefSeq, a predicted model, not a curated record
AUGUCGUCUGUUGUAGGUACCAUUCCUCCUGGUGUGAACCCUGAGGCCUACCAAUGGUUUUGUUCUGUGGAUACAGAUCGUAGUGGCUACAUUAGCGCGAAAGAACUGAAGCAAGCCCUCAUGAAUUCCAACAACUCCUCUUUCAAUGACGAAACCUGCAUGAUGAUGCUCAAUAUGUUUGACAAGACCAAAACAGGACGUGUAGAUGUAUUUGGUUUCUCUGCACUGUGGACGUUUCUGCAGCAGUGGAGGGCAGUAUUCCAACAGUUCGACCGCGACCGAUCCGGAUCAAUUAACAGCAAUGAGAUGCACCAGGCAUUAUCUCAGAUGGGCUACAAUCUGAGUCCUCAGUUCAUUCAGGAGCUGGUGAACCGUUACUCUGCGCGGGGUGUGAACAGGGUUCUCCAGCUGGACCGCUUCAUUCAGGUGUGCACGCAGCUUCAGAGCAUGACCCAAGCAUUCCGCGAGAAAGACACCGCCAUGACUGGCAAUGUGAGGAUGAGUUACGAAGACUUCCUUUCUGGUGCCAUUACCAGACUGAUGUGAAGGACUGCAUCAGCAAUUCAGAAGAUGAUCUGACUCUGAAUGUACAGCAUGACACUUCACGCUCUCAACAGUGCCUUUCACUGCAGCAUACCCUGAUUUGACCACAUUUAUGCGAAAACUAUGUUCAUUAAGUAUUGCCAGCUAGCCAAUUAAAGCACUCACCGCAAGAGACUACCAUUGUGAUAUGGUUGUCUGUAAUGCAGCCAGUUAUUCAAGACUAAACUAAUGCCAAACAUAUUAGUGGUACAUGUGAAUAAAAUGACAUUAGCUACGCAGCUAGCACUAGUUACUAACUAUUGGGAGUAUGUCAUAGAAGUAUAAUUACAUUUGAUGUUCUUUGUCAGUAUGAACAUUUCUGUACUUUUUAGAUAUUAGCAAAAAAAUCCUGAUUAUGAAUGCUUGAAAUGAAAAUAUUGUUAGGUUUUCCUUCCCAAGGAAAUUGCUUUAUGCUUUUUUUUAUUAUGAUAAUAUUUAUGCUCUCCUAACACCCUUUUAUAACCUUUCCUUAUAUAUUGAUAUUUUUUUCUGCUGCUUUUUUGCUUGCAAUUAAACAAUGUAAUUAAA